UCAGAAGAUGAUGAUCCUGACUUUGAGCCGGAUCUUCCCGAGGAGGAGGUUCUGCCGUUUCCCAUCGUCCGCAAGAAGAGCUCAGCUGGACGAGUUUCCAAGCCCCCAAAAUAUCUGCAGCCGAAUGGCGUUAUUUUUCUUCUAUUGACCGCCCCAAAGCUCAUUGGAACUUACUGUUGUUCUUCUUUUUUCUGUGGUUGUUUUCCGAAUUACUUAAAGAAAGUCGCUCGGUCGUAUGACUGCACAGCCUGCGAGAAGUCAUUCAGUUCCCGCGCUGGAUUGGCACGACACAAAAGUCUGAAACACAAUCCCAAUGGCAUUAAGCAGGCCGGACCUUGGAGUAAUCCCUACUUUGCUGCCGUUCGACGCCGUAAAAAACUCAAGGAGGUGAGUGGCUCACGUGCUAAGACAUGUUCGGUCAGUCAUGGUAUGGUCAGUUUCAAUCUAUAUCUUACUUUCUAUUCUGUCCUGUUUGCGGAGUCGGCGCCCUCUGUGCUUUAA
Molecule: messenger RNA, 501 nt
Organism: Dibothriocephalus latus
Lineage: Eukaryota; Metazoa; Platyhelminthes; Cestoda; Diphyllobothriidea; Diphyllobothriidae
Source: the annotation of a GenBank genome assembly